Messenger RNA from Dictyostelium discoideum AX4, 174 nucleotides. RefSeq lists its product as hypothetical. Lineage: Eukaryota; Evosea; Eumycetozoa; Dictyosteliales; Dictyosteliaceae. The transcript has a single exon. The record is from RefSeq and is a predicted model, not a curated record. Bases 1 to 174 code for a protein of 57 amino acids.
AUGGCUGAUGAUCACUCAACUGAAUUACAAUUAAAUCAUACAGAUAACGACACAACCAAUACAAAUAAUACCUCCACAACCUCAACAACAAAAAACAAAAGUGCAAAAAUCGACACACCUAAAAAACAAACCCCAACAAACCAAUUCUCACUAAACAAAGGACUUGAUAAUUAA